Messenger RNA from Leptopilina boulardi, 1672 nucleotides. RefSeq names its product 28S ribosomal protein S27, mitochondrial-like. Gene Ontology annotation, molecular function: protein binding. The record is from RefSeq and is a predicted model, not a curated record. NCBI's taxonomy places the organism in Eukaryota, Metazoa, Arthropoda, Insecta, Hymenoptera, Figitidae. Gene Ontology annotation, cellular component: mitochondrion. Bases 252 to 1607 code for a protein of 451 amino acids. The transcript has 3 exons.
UUAACAACCGGAAAACUCCAAAAAACAACAUUUGUAACAUGUGACAAAUAAUAUAAGUUAACAAUGAAUUAAUAAAGUGUUUAGCUUGUUUUUUCUAAGAAAUAUAGAUUACUAUAAUCUGUGUUUUUAUAAUAUUCACAAGUUUUUAAUGUACCAGGAAGAAAAAUCCGAACAAUCGUUCGGAAUCAUAUUUUAUAUAACCUAUAAAUUUUUCUAAUUUACUUUCAUUUAUACAUAUAUAUGUAUACAAAAUGCAUAGUUCAACGAGAAUGUGGAAAAUUUUGCGAUUGAACGAAAAAUAUUUUUUGAGCAAAAAGUAUAUGUGUAAGAGAACUUUUCUUUCAGAAAGUUAUCGAUGUGAAGAUGAAUGGAAUAAAAGGCUAGAAACUUCCUUGAUCAAAAAUGUGAAAUCUUACGAUUUCUAUUUGCAAUUGGAGAAUCAACACAAUACAUUGGGAAAAGUUGCAGCAGUGGACAUUGAUAUUUACGUGAAUUCCCUCAAAGAACCUGGACACAAAGAAGAUCUUUUAGAUAUGAUAAACAAAUUACGAUUGAGUCCCGAGUCAUCUUUCACAUUACCGUCGACACAUUAUGCAGUGAUUCGUUACCUCUUCGACAAUGAUAAUGCUGAUCAAAUUUUCGAAGUACUCAAUGACAGACUCAAUUAUGGAAUAUUUCCAGAUCAUUAUACUUUCAAUCUUCUAAUGGACACGUACAUAAAGAAAGAAGAUUUUACAGCUGCUGCAAAAAUUGCAUCACUCUUGAUGCUUCAGGAAGAUUUUCAGCAUCCAAUAGCAAAUGCAUUAGCUCUUUAUUCAUGUCACAAGUAUCUUGAGAAUCCUCAAAAUUGGAUCGUUCCAGAACAAACAAUUGACGAAUCUAAAGAAGAGGUCAAGGUACGAGUGAAAUAUCUUCGUAAUCCAUAUUUUGAUGAUCAUUUCGAUUUGAUUGAACCAACUGAUUUGAUGGGAAAAACUCUGGCAUUUUUUGGAAAGCAUCGAGGUGGCACUCUUGGCAGAACAUGUCAAUUACGAGGAUUCAUUUUGUUUAAAAAAUAUUCUAAGGUUAUUAAAUUAAUUGAUCAGUGGAAAGACGAGAAGGAAAUUGUGUAUCAACAAGUUUUUGAAUUGAUAAAAAAAGAUUCGCCAACAUUAUUUGAUGGAGAAUUGAGUGAGGAAAUGGUAACAUUGAAAAAUAAAUUAGAAGAGCUUGAAAAAAUGGACUUGAAAAGUGGAAGUAUUCUAGAAGAAAUGGAAAAUGAUGUGAAGAAGGCAGUGCAGGAAAGAGAGGAAAGUGAUAUUUCCGAACAGUUGAAGUCUUUUUCCGAGUGGACAACAAUGAGGGAAAAAAUCCUCGAGAAACAUUUGGCAGAAAUAGACAAGAUCAAAAGAAUCAAUAAUACCAAAAACAUAAAGAAAGAUUUAGAGGACGAAGAACGACUGUUGACAUUCUUUGAAAAUGAGGAGAAUAUUGAAUUGAAAAUAGAAGAAAUACAACAAAGAAUAAAAGCAAUGGAAAUUCCACCUAAAUUGUUGAAGAAAAAAUUGAAAGACGACGAGGAAUAUGUUCCACCAGACGUUCUAAAAAGAAGAAAUAAUAUAAGCUAAUAAAAAGAAAAAAGUCAAUUGUAGUAAGAUGAACGUAAAUAUAAUUUCUUGUUUAAUUUCUCAAA